AGCCUCACAGUCCGCUGUCGUUCCCCUCUGACGCCCUUGGGUGGCGGGCCUGUUCCGGACGGAGCGCACUGCUCUCUGAUUGGCCGCAGCGGCGUGCGCGUCCCCGUCGUCUCCUCCCGGUUUUCCUGGCAUGACCUUUUCCCUUGGCAACCACUUCCUCCGAGCAUCCACGGCCAUCUUUAAUUUGCAGCCAUUCAUGAAAAAGUUGCCUCGCGCAUGUAAACACGCCGAACGGACGCGGUUUACGCACGAAGCGGCGGCACCGACCCACGGCGCGGUGUGUGUCUGUGUGUGUGUGUGUGUUAGUGUGUGUGGUUCCCAGGGAGCAGCGGCACAAACCGAGCAGAGCAGCAGGCUGUGACCCGCAGAGUCCAAAGUGAACACCGAGAGCGAUGAGAAAGAAGCAGACUGCCAAACAGAGGAAGACUGAGGAGACUACAGUUGUCCAGGAGUUUGUGGUGGAGAAAAUCAUUCGCCGCAGGGUCUCUGAUGGGAGAGUGGAGUACUUUCUGAAGUGGAAAGGCUUCACAGAUGCAGAGAACACAUGGGAACCCGAGGACAACCUGGACUGUCCCGAGCUCAUCAAUGAGUUCCUGAGAAACGCCCUCCAUCGCUCAUAUGAGGAAGAGCACAGUGAGUUCAUUCCCAAAGAAGAAAUGACAGAGCAAGAGACGGAAAUUUCCUGUUUGCAGUCUCAGCAGCAGGCUCACACUUUGCAGAGCGACGGCGACAUCCUCGAGCCGAGCGACGAGCAUUCAGAUUCCCCCGCCAGCCUCAGCACUUACCUCGAGCCUGAAUGCAUCAUUGGCUCCACAGACAGACAGGGAGAGCUCAUGUUCCUCGUCAAAUGGAAGAACUCCGAUGACGUGGCCCUGCUGCCCGCGCAUGAAGCCAGCGCCAGGUGUCCCCAGGUGGUCAUCGACUUCUAUGAGCAGAAGCUAACCUGGCACUGUGGAGACGAGGAGCCGUGAAGUGUGUGUGUGUGUGUGUGUGUGUUAUAGAGAGUGUGCGAGUGUGCGUGUGUUUGAGUACGUAGGAGAACCGGUAAACGGCUGCGUUCUCACCUGAAGCUCAGUUUAACCUCCAUCCAGUGUCCUCCUCCAACUGACAUUGGAGGCACGCUGUGUGAAAUUACAUCCCGCUGCAGGUAAGAGUUUCAGAAUCUGUCAGGUGGAAGAACCUCAGCCGGGACGAAUGUUUAGGGCUCUCUGUCCCGUGGUGCUCAGUAAGGUCACUGUGCCUUUGUGGAGACUGUGAUGGAGACUUAAACUAACCUGUGUGUGAAGAGCAGCCGGUCUGAGGAAGACAAACCUGUAGCAGCUUUGUUCGUGUGUCAUGAUGUAGCUGACACAAUCACUGUGGACAUGUUGUUUUCAAGACUACUGUUAUAUAGUAAUUUAGUAUUUAUAGCCCUCCACUGGGAGGGGUCCCUGGUUUAGUGUGAGCGUUGUAUCUUGUAUAGCGACACUUUGUAGGCAGAGUGAACUAACUGUUGUCUGAUAUGUACCUCCAGUGCACCUAGCUCUUUGGUUAGAGCCCGACCGACAUGGAUGUUUGGAGACUGAUGCCAGUACAAAUAUUAGUGAGUAAAAAAACGUCAGUAUUGAUAUAUUGGCCUUCAUAUAUAUUUUUGGGGGAAAAAAUUUUGAGCUCUUAAGGCUAAUUUAUGCUCAACAUUCGAUAAGUGCAGGAAAACAGGCCGAGCCGUCAGUCUGUACUCUGCGUUCAUUUAAUCUAUAUUCUAUACUCGUUUGUGGAUACAGAUGAAACAAUUUAAAAGGAGCAGUACCACAGGAAAUCACAGGGGGCGGUGUAGCCAGUAGCUCAGGCGAAUGAAGGAAGAAAUUUCAGCAAUAACACAACUGAGGAGGUGUUAAGAAACUACAGGUGUCCCAAUGAUGUUACCUCACCUGGGCAAAAGGACAAAGCGCUACUUUUACCUCUUCAGACCUACUUUAUCACAACCUUCUCCUUCGUCACAAUGUUUGUUGUUUUCAGAAACUGCACUGCCCUCUAGUGGAUGCACUGUCUAACCACGCCAACGUGAAAGACAGGGAAAUAAACGGGAUGCGACGGUUACAUCGUUUGAAAUUGACUAAUCUCUUUUCAUACAUGAACGCUGCAUAAAUGAGCCUCAAUAUGUCAGUAUGACAAAGAAAUGUCAUUAAGGCUUGAUAUUUUACUAUUUAACCUUAAAUUUUGAGAUAAAUAAUUAUAAAUACAAAGAAAACACGAAUGCAACCAAACAAAUAGAAUUUGAAUUAGGAAAAUACAAUUUUCUUAUGCAAACUUUUUUUGCAUUAGUAUAAAAUACAAAAAAUACAAAAUACAAUUUGUUUUGGACACACUGCAUUAUGAUAUAUCAACAGCCAUAGAGUUUUUCAGCAUUGUUUUUCCCUGUAAAAAUGUAAGUUUUCAUGAUGGUGCAGAUCGGCAGGAAUAUUUAUAUCAGUCGUUGUUUUUAAUCAACCAACAGAGAAAUCAGUCGGGCUCUAACUUACAUAUUAUUUGAACAUGUAUAGUGUGAGGUGUUUGUAGCCAUGGUUUAUACUGUGUCUCACUGUGUCUCACUGUGUCUCACUGUGUCUCUAUGACCCGUGAGGUUGAUGUUAAAAUUUGCCCCACCAGAAAAUGUCCCCAAUCAGCUGCUAUGAACCAAAUGUUCUCCCCUCUAAUGAAUCAUCACAAGUUGUUUUUUUAAAGGAACAUUUGGCGCUUUUAGACAUAGUGGAAUCCUGGCAAUCAUUAUAUACAUUAGAUAAAACUAUAAGUUUGAAAAAAUGGAUUGUGAAAUGUAGCACUUUAGACGUGAGACUGUCCGCUAGUGGAGGGCAUUGUCUUCCAGUAAUUCCACAGGCAUGGACAUGAAACCUGUCUCCUGACUCGACAUAUCUCCCAUCAUUGUUAUGGGACACUCAGCUGAACCUUCGACCUCCUAAAACUCACCUGCUACUGAAACUACUGUAACUGUAACUGACCAUAGAUCUGUGAAGUCUCUGUGAAUAAAGGAAAACAUUUUGUGA
Paralichthys olivaceus (Japanese flounder) is the source of this 3023-nucleotide messenger RNA. RefSeq names its product chromobox homolog 3b (gene cbx3b). Gene Ontology annotation, biological process: chromatin organization; negative regulation of transcription by RNA polymerase II. The record is from RefSeq and is a predicted model, not a curated record. Gene Ontology annotation, cellular component: pericentric heterochromatin; nucleus. Lineage: Eukaryota; Metazoa; Chordata; Actinopteri; Pleuronectiformes; Paralichthyidae. Gene Ontology annotation, molecular function: chromatin binding.